UUACUUUUCUUACUUCUUUUGGCUCUGGAAUAUAUUCUUUAUUGAUGGCAUGUUUCAAUCCCUAGAGAAUAAGUCUGGUACAGACGUACUUAUGCGAGUUGUCUUCUGCAUGUGUGGACGCAUUUUGGCUGUUAAAACCGCGUAGAUUUCGGAUGAAAUGCUGGUAUUUUGGGUCGCUGAGCGGAGGAGCAGCCGCGUGCUGAGCAGCAGCAGCAGCAGCAGCCAUCGAGCCUGCAGCGGCACCCAGAAGUGAACAAAGCGACCCGGAAGCGGUGGUCCGACUGGAGGCAGGCGGACCGAACAUCCAGCUUUUAUAUUCUCGCUGCGCUCCAGACUCAAUCUGCAAGCCGGACUACAGGAUGGCGGAGCCUCGGUUCAAUAACCCCUACUUCUGGCCCCCACCUCCCUCCAUGCCAGGCCAGCUGGAUAACCUGGUCCUCAUUAACAAGAUCAAGGAGCAGCUGAUGGCGGAGAAGAUCCGACCCCUUCACCUGCCGCCUUCCUCUGCGCCGUCCCAGCAGCCCUUGCUGGUGUCCACCUCCUCAUCAGAUGGGGGCGCUCAACACGGCAUGCAGAAGCCGCAGCAGGUGCCGGCCCACCACCCGCAGCCGCAGGGGUCCGGGCAGCCAGAUAUUGCCCUGCAUGCCCGGCCCGCCUCCAGCUCUGGACCAGAUGGAAGCAUGGAGGACAAGGUGGCUGCGAAGGCCAAAGGAUUGUGGGAGGACUGGCACAUGAGACAGCUCAGCGAGCAGGCAGGUCGCAUCAACCAUCGAUCAGGUCUGGCUCCAACGUCCCGACCUGAUAGUCACAACACCUCAGAGGCUCUGACCCCCACCACCCCGACCUCCAGCAGCCAGAACCGCCUUGGUGGCGCUCCGUCAGUCAACAUCAUCUCCGGGCUGGCGAGCGGUCCUGGCAUGGACCACAUGAAAGCCGGAGGCCUGGCAGGGCUGCUGGGGCCGCCUCCGAAAGCAACCCGGGGAAGGAAGAAGAUCAAGGCUGAGAACUCAACCGGGCCGCUGCUGGUGGUGCCGUACCCGAUCCUGGCCGACCAAGGCUGUGUUACUGUAGCGCCCAAAGAGGGAAAGACCUACAGGUGCAAAGUCUGCCCCCUUACCUUCUUAACCAAGUCAGAGAUGCAGAUCCACUCCAAGUCCCACACUGAGGCCAAACCUCACAAGUGUCCUCACUGCUCCAAGACCUUCGCCAACGCCUCCUACCUGGCCCAGCACCUGCGCAUACACCUCGGCAUUAAACCUUACCACUGUUCAUACUGCGAGAACUCUUUCCGGCAGCUGUCGCACCUGCAGCAGCACACCAGAAUCCACACUGGCGACCGGCCUUACAAAUGUGCUCACCCCGGAUGUGAGAAGGCUUUCACUCAGCUGUCCAACCUCCAGUCUCACCAGAGGCAGCACAACAAAGACAAGCCCUUUAAGUGUCCAAACUGCUACCGUGCCUACUCCGACUCCGCAUCGUUGCAGAUCCACUUGUCGGCGCACGCCAUCAAAAACGCCAAGGCCUACUGCUGUAGCAUGUGCGGCCGCGCUUACACCUCAGAGACUUACCUAAUGAAGCACAUGUCCAAACACACGGUGGUGGAACACCUAGUGAGCCACCAGUCUCCGCAGAGGACCGAGUCCCCGAGCAUCCCCAUACGCAUCUCCCUCAUCUGAGCCGUCCACAGCGGGCUUUCACCACGACAGCUGACACCAGAGGAACAAACAGAGCACAGUGUUGAUCUUGAAUGUAUGACAGCUCGUCCAGCGAAGGUCAGAUUUCGGAGCACUUUCGUCAGCCACUAGAAUAUUCUCUUCCAUAAAAUGGGUUUCCGAAAUUCCCCCCAGCCCCCGGCUCAAAAGAAAAAAGCAAAUAUUUCUGGGUGUAUUUUCAUCCAAAGAGAAUCUUGAAGCACUUUUAGGCCUUUGUAUUAUUGGCUCCAAUUAAAAUGGCGAAACACAGAUGCCAGAAGGCCCCGCACGUGGCAGCUAAGAGCACGGAUGAACUUGAGGAAGGCAAUCGGUGGGUGACAAUUGAGCGAUAAAAAUGAUUGUAGUGGCAGAGCUGCGUUCACUCCGGAGGAAAAGGCUGUGUAGAGGGGAGAUACAGAUUCAAUUCAAACAGAAACAGGGUGAUAUUGCAUUUUGAAAGUCAAGUUUAAUAAAAUAGCUCUAAAAGUAUGUUUUAAAUUACAAUAACAAUCAGUAUUUUUUCUGUUUAAAUAAACCCUGAAAUCCCAGAACACAAGCUUUUUUCCUCAAGUGAACGCAAAGCUUCAGAAAGAGAUACACUUUGUAGCACCUUUUUAAGAUUUGAUCAAACGCUCCAGUGCCAAUGAAAUAAAAAAAAGUUUCAUUAAAAAAACAGAAAACAAAAAAAAAAUAGUUUUAAGCUCUACAACCCUAAAAAAUAAUCACUUUUAAUCAUCGGACCAAGAUGUGAAACGACUGUACAGCUCUCCCCUUUUCAUUUGCGUUUUCUUUGUCGUCUUUAAUAAGCUUUAUCCAGUUGGAACUCACUGCAGUAUGAAUCACGAUCCACGAGUCCAUAUACUCACGUGGACGUGGUCUCUUCCUUUCUUUUAUUGUUUGUAUUAUUACUGUACGCAGUAUUUUUAUUUUUAGUGUUAUGAACUGGUUCACCUCUGGAUGGUACUCUUGGGGUCCCCUGCAUUCUUCAGGGCACUUACCAAAUGGUGCUGCAGUUAAGACGGAACUCAGAAAAUGUAAAAUACAUAUACAGUAUAUAGUAUGUUUUCAAGAUUAAAAAAAAAAAACGUAUUAAUUUUCGGCUCUGGCCUGAAAACAAACAAAACAUUUACACCAACAACAGACCCUGCCUCUUCUGUCUGUGUGUCGUUUGUUCCAUUGGAAUUUCCUCUCAAAUAUUUAAGAAUCUGCUUCUUUAAAAGUCAUAUUUUAACGUUAGAGAUGUAGAGAGAGGAGUGCCUAGAGGGAAACAAACACAGAGUAGACUCAGGUCUCUGAACAUAUGAGGUGGAUGCUGUGUUGGAUCAGGUUGGAGAUCUCAUUCUGUGGCGUUGGCUGCGGCUGGUUUCCAAGAUUCGCUGUUUGGUUUUUCACAUUUGUUGCAUUAAAAAGUCUCCUCAUGCUGGUAGUGGUGGGUCGAUGAGUUGUCAUGAAACAGUAUUGCAGGGUUGAUCAAGCAGUGUCCUAACUUUCAGAGGCCACCAGAUGGUGCUCUUGGUUUAGAAACAAUUAGAGGUUUCAUUGAAUUCGUUCUUCAAGGCAAAUUUUACAGCAGACAGUGCCAUCUGGUGGCCUCUGAAAAGCAGGACGCUGUUUCAUGAAACAUCUUCCACUCACUACAUGAUACUGUAGUUUUGUAAAGUUGGUGUUGCAGUUUAAAUGCAUACUAGAGUUCAAACGUUGAGCACACCACUGAAAGACAACACGCAUAUCAAAACAUUCAAAUUAUUUUUUCUUUUUGUCUUUUAAUACUUCAAAGUCUCAGAUUCUUAACUUCUAUUUUGAGAACUGACCAAACGACACACAGACCUUCCUCUCGUCUGAGAUGAGAGGGAAAUGUACAUGUUGCUGUUCAAUGUUUCUCAUUCACAGUUCUCUCUCCUUUUGUUACAUUUCCAGUUACGGACUUACUGUAAUAAUUUUUUAGCCUCUUUGUAUGUUAUUAAUAUCUGGUUUAUAUCAGUUUUUUUUAACAUGUAAGCCUUAACUGUUUUAUCAUCCCAGUAUUCUGUCCUGUACACCGUUUUAUUUUGAUUCCGCAUGGAGCUCCUCCCGCUGAGCUGUAACCUGUAAGAUAACUGUCUAACCCACGUUCUCUCUGGACGCAAAAAAAAAAGAACUAUGACGUAGAUUUAUUCAACUUUUUCCUGUCUUGCAUUGUGGUUUCAUAUACGGUUUCUAGAAUAUGCACAACCACGACUGAGAACUUAAUGGGGUUAUUCAUGUUGAGAGUUAAAAAAGCUUUGUAUCUUUACCUUGUUUAAUAAACAGACUGUUAUAAAUUCACUUCACCUUUUGUUGUUGCGGAGGAAGCGGUCACCUGUCGUGCCGAUCCAACUGUGAUGUCAUGUGUGGUGCUGGGAUUUUGCAGAUGUAAACA
This is a messenger RNA of Synchiropus splendidus (mandarinfish), 4089 nucleotides long. RefSeq names its product zinc finger protein 362b (gene znf362b). NCBI's taxonomy places the organism in Eukaryota, Metazoa, Chordata, Actinopteri, Syngnathiformes, Callionymidae. Gene Ontology annotation, molecular function: RNA polymerase II cis-regulatory region sequence-specific DNA binding; DNA-binding transcription factor activity, RNA polymerase II-specific. Gene Ontology annotation, cellular component: nucleus. The transcript is spliced from 9 exons. The record is from RefSeq and is a predicted model, not a curated record. Bases 360 to 1676 code for a protein of 438 amino acids. Gene Ontology annotation, biological process: regulation of transcription by RNA polymerase II; central nervous system development.